Molecule: messenger RNA, 2955 nt
Organism: Mollisia scopiformis
Lineage: Eukaryota; Fungi; Ascomycota; Leotiomycetes; Helotiales; Mollisiaceae
Exons: 2
Coding region: 127-2928 (933 amino acids)
Source: RefSeq, a predicted model, not a curated record
CUAGUCUAUCCUUUAGCUUUCAAGACCCCUGUCAUUAUUUCAAGAUCCAAAAUAAUUUUCGAUGGUUUGCACAAAGUUGUUGUGGAAAGCUUGCGAUAGCCGCAACACUCUAAAAUCAGUCGCAAAAUGUCGUCGCGCUUCUCGAUCCAGAGACCGCAUGUCAUUGCAUCCUUACCUCAGCCCAUUGACAGCACGAAUGGGUGUAAUGUGGUCGGUGAGGUGAUAAGUGGCGGGGUUGGCACAAAGAAGCGGAAACGAUCUGAAUUGGCUGUAGGGACUGAUGGAGAAGGUUUGAGUCUUUACGAUAUUUCCUCAAGCAAGUUAAUUACGUCCUACGCGCUUCCUCCACAGUCGUCCUUCACUUGCCCUCCAGUAUCCGUCAGAUCAAAGAUUUCCAAGAACACUAUCGAGCGCAGAACCUAUGUCUCAACGAGAACAUCAAAUGCCGAACUUACAUUAUUUCGAGAAACGAUUUCAGGCUUGUCUACCGAAUCCUCCACGAUAAAUCAUUCUUUGACAAGCUCCUCGAGUCAAGUUGUGUUCUUGGGAACAAUCGGCGCUUCAAAGGCGCUAGAAGCUACAGCCGCCACAGUCGAUGUCCUUUCUGUGCACGAAGAUGGAGAGAUACGUUGCUUUGAUGGUGAUUCCUUGCAAGAGAGAUGGGUCUCGCCCUCCACAGCUCUGUUCCGAGAAGCUCCACUUCACCCGAAAGAGACGAAGGUCGAGUUUGCCCAGCUUACCAACGCACAUACUGCCAGCCAAGGCAUUCUCAAAGGGCGACAAGAUGUCUUCGCUUUAUAUCCUCAAGAGAUCAGUGUGAGCGGUUUCAACCCAGCAAUCUUGAUUGUUAUAACCAAAUCUACCCAAGAAGCGGCGGCAAUUCGAACUUUACAUGUUCUCAGCUUGCCGAGACGAGCUGCUAUCCAUACCAACGGCCUUCAACAGUCGGUUGACUCGUUGCUUGCUGCCGAAAUACCCUCUGCACCAGGAACGGAAAAUAUUGGUGGACCGCCAACAUUCAGUCUCCAGGCUGCUUCUGGAGUACUGCAACAACUACGAAACGAGACCUUAACCACAUUUGAUCUCAGCGAUACCUUGCCAAAGGAGCAGAACAGACUCAAGAUUGCAGGAGGGCAGUCAUUUCUACGGCUAUCAAGUACCUCUGUUCUGGUCUCAUCUCCACACUCCAUGACUGUUUACAACCCAAAGUACCAAUCUACUUUGGCAACGGUCGAGCUGGAUGCAGGAGGUUCUUCUGAAAGUCGGAAGCGAAAACGAGAGAGCAUGGAUCAGAGCAGUACAGUUCAAAGGGAUCAAUGCAAGCUCGUUGGCUAUUUCCCUAGACUUGCCGUGGCAAUUGCGAUACUGGGCAACAAACUAGUUGGACUCCAAGUUGAGGGUCACCAAGACCGCCAGGGAAGGCUUCAAACUGCCGGUCUUUUGAUCGACUCCAUCGGUCGCUCUUUUAAUGGCCAUAUGCGGCCUACGGACAAUCCUGGCGUCACCAAGAUAAAUAAUAUAACAACGCUGGGUCAUUUCCUACCAACUGGUUAUGAUAUACCAUGGGCCGACCAGACAAGCGAGCUCGAAACCUUAUUUCGAAAAGGCGAGUGUGAUGAAGCGUUGUUCGAUAGUAAGAUAGCAUCUCAUCUUGGUAUGGACGGCACAGGAGAACCCGAAUUGGGUCAGACCAAUGGAUCGAGCUCACCAACCGAGGAAACACAUAAUCCCGUACCCAACACCAACAUAUCCACCAAAGAACGCUUAUCCCCUUCGGAUAUUGACAGACGAUGGGUUGUAUACGCUCUAAGUAAGAUGUUUAAGUUUGUAGAGGACGACGCUGGUGAAAGUAGGCUUUCAUUAUCCUUCUAUCCACCAGACACUUUCAUGUGGCUUCUUACCAAUGGUUUCAUGACGAUUGCAAACAUAGAAGCUGGUUUGAGAAUGAGCAAUUCUGCCUUCAAGUCACUCCCUGAUGGCUGUCUCGUGGACAUGAUUGUGGACACGGAUCGAGACAUGGAUCUCUUGCUAGUUCUUGUCGCGAAAAACUAUCUAGGAGCUGCAGAACUACUUCACGUCAUCCGCCACUUGAUGGAAAGUCUCGGACUACUUGGAGAAAAUCCCAAUACGAAACAAGGGCUCCUUGAAAACGGGGAAGACUUUGAAAUCCCCAAUGGAGAUGUAGAAAAGCAAUUCGAGCUGCUCGAAGCUGAGAUGGAGAAUGAUCUGGAGCUUGCAGAGUAUCGAUUAGGAGCUGGGUCUGGUACUCGAGGCCAUGCCUUGAGUCAAGCACUUUCGAAGUUAUAUGCGCGCCCAAGCACAGAUAUCGUCCGGGCCCUUCAAACGACAUUUUCUAGUCAGGAAAUCGUAUGUCUGAUUUAUCUGUUACGAUUCGAGCUUGCACGCGGAGCUUGGACCACAAAAUACACCGAGACGACCGAGUUCGAUGCCGCAGACGAGGAGACAGCGCAGCAAGACAAUGCAAUCAUUCUCCUCUCAGGCCUACUGAACAACUGUGUGGAUGCCAUUGGUGCUGGUGGGUGGUUGUCUGGAGAGGCGAGAUUAGUGGAUGGGGACCCUUUUGAGGCCGAAGAAUUGAUAUCGAGUUUGAAGUUAGAAAUCAGUGCUGCACUCGAGGGCAUCGAGGAGGCUGUCUACCUCAAAGGACUAACGUCAGAGAUGAUCAGAUAUGGUGAUGCUGUCGAGGCAGCUCUUCCAAACUCCAUCCAACCAACUCACGUACCUGUCAUACUUCCCCCGACGAGUGAGAACACCAAUUUCUUGCCAGUGGGACUCAAGGUUGAGAAGCCGAUCGCUCUUAGUAAGGUGGGAGUCGGAGGAGCAGUGCACCAACGUACCAAGAGAGAUAUCGGUUAUCUCAAGAGUCAGAAAGUGGGGAAGUAUUCUCGGGAGAGAAUACGGGUCUGAUAUUUUCUCGCUGAUGAAUAAAAUGAC